UAACUUGAUUUCAGACAGUUGCACGGUCAGUAAUGGAGCUUGUGAUCAAAACGCCGUUUGCUCACAUGAUGCUAAGACAAAUGCAGUAGUAUGCACCUGUAAAACUGGUUAUACCAACACAGGUAGUGGAUCCAACGUUGUAUGCGCAGGUAUGAUGAUUUCUGAUGGUAUCAAAAACAUUCCGUCCCUCUGCCUAUAUAUCAGAUAUUUGCACCAUCAGCAAUGGAGGCUGUCAUCCAAACGCUGCUUGCUCACAUGAUGCUAAGACAAAUGCAGUUGAAUGCGCCUGUAAAACUGGUUACACUAACACAGGUACUGCAACGAACGUUGCGUGCACAGGUAUGUUGAUUUCUGAUGGAAUCCAAAGGAUUCCCUGCUUAUCGCUAUCUUUCAGAUAGUUGCACUAUCAACAAUGGAGGUUGUGAACCAAGGGCUGCUUGCUCACACGAUCCUACGACAUAUGCAGUAGAAUGCAGGUGUAAAACUGGAUAUAUCAACAUUGGUAGCGUGCGCAAUGUUGUCUGUCGAGGUAUACUUUUUUUUGGCGGAAUCUGACAUAUUUAUUCGGCUUUCUCACCUUUCUAGAUAGGUGCGCAGUAAACAAUGGGGGUUGUGAUCCAAACGCCGCUUGCGCACAUCUACCCACGACAAACGCCGUAAAGUGCACCUGUCACCCUGGCUAUACCAACACUGGUAGCGACGCCAUGGUUAUCUGCACAGGUAUGGUUAAUCCUGGUUAAAUAGGAAAUGGGUCGUCAACAUUUCUCUGAAUCUAGACCGGUGCACUCUCAACAAUGAACGUCAGGAUCCGAACGCCAUUUGCUCGCGUGAUCCUAAGACCGGUGGGAUGAAAUGCACCUGUAAAGCUGGUUUUGUCAACACUUGUAGCGACGUCAAGGUUGUCUGCAAAGGUAUUAUGGCAUUGCAGAGAAUUAGAACCAUUUCUUGUUGAUAACUGUUUUCUAGAUAUUUGUAAUAUCGAAAAUGGUGGUUGUGAUUUAAACGCCCGUUGCACACGUUCGGGUGCGACAAAUGGAGUAGAAUGCACCUGUAAAGCUGGUUAUAGCAACACUGGUAGUGCCGUAAAAGUUGUGUGCACAGAUAGUUGCACAAUCAAAAAUGGAGGUUGUGCUGAAUAUUUAGUUUGCUCACAUGAUCCUAGGACAAAUGCAGUGGUGUGCACCUGUAAAACUGGUUAUACUAACACAGGUAGCGGAUCCACGGUUGUUUGCACAGAUAGUUGCAGAGUCAUCAAUGGAGGUUGUGAUCGAAAUGCCGUUUGCUCACAUGAUGCUAAGACAUAUGCAGUAGCAUGCACGUGUAAAACAGGUUACACCAACACGGGUAGCGCACCCAAUGUUGUCUGUACAGAUAGUUGCACGGCCAACAAUGGAGGCUGUGAUCCAAGUGCAGCUUGCUCGCACGACGCUGCCACAUAUGCAGUAGUAUGCACCUGUAAAACCGGUUAUACCAACACAGGCAGCAGAUCCAACGUUGUCUGCACAGAUAGCUGCACUGUCAACAAUGGAGGCUGUGAUCCAAGCGCGGCUUGUUCGCACGACUCUGCAACAAAUGCAAUAAAAUGCACCUGUCAACCUGGCUACACCAACACGGGUAGCGCAUCAAAUGUUGUCUGCACAGGUAUGAUGGUUUCGGCUGAAAUUGGAAACAUCUCCGAAACAUUUCUCUGGUUUCAGACAGGUGCAUUGUCAACAAUGGAGAUGACGAUGCGAACGCCGUUUGCUCAAAUGAUCCUACAACAAAUGGUGUAA
Messenger RNA from Rotaria socialis, 1772 nucleotides. The record is from the annotation of a GenBank genome assembly. NCBI's taxonomy places the organism in Eukaryota, Metazoa, Rotifera, Eurotatoria, Philodinida, Philodinidae.